Molecule: messenger RNA, 1661 nt
Organism: Zophobas morio
Lineage: Eukaryota; Metazoa; Arthropoda; Insecta; Coleoptera; Tenebrionidae
Gene: Hacd1
Product: very-long-chain (3R)-3-hydroxyacyl-CoA dehydratase hpo-8
Exons: 4
Coding region: 534-1232 (232 amino acids)
Biological process (GO): very long-chain fatty acid biosynthetic process; fatty acid elongation; sphingolipid biosynthetic process
Cellular component (GO): endoplasmic reticulum membrane
Molecular function (GO): 3-hydroxyacyl-CoA dehydratase activity
Source: RefSeq, a predicted model, not a curated record
UAAUAAAAUUAUUUAGAGAAUUAAUUAUAUGCACAAGAUGCGUAUAUCAACGCAGAGAAUUAGAAUAUUUCAAUGCAUCAAGCAUCAACCCAAAAGACAUCCUUAGUAGAUUUGACAUUGUUAAUAUGACGGAAGGUGUUUAGGUUAGGGGUUACGUAGUGAUUGUUUACUUCAAGUAUGUUUGAGGUUAGAACAUAAAAAACAGCCUUUUUAGUGGACAGGAACUGAAUAAAUGAGGUUGAAAUUGUUCAAUUAACAACAGUGCACUCUCAAAGUUGGUUGUCUAACCAAUAACGUGUUUAAUGCUGAAACGGGACAAGGUUGUUGUCCUUCACCUUUGAUCGUUCUCUAUGCAAAAGAAGUGGGGCCGUGUUGAUACUGUCGAUGUGAUAGGAUGUACGAUGCCAGGUGUUUUGUCCCUCGGCCGUAGUCAAAUGCCGACAGUCGCAGUUAGUUUACCAGAGGAAUUUUUACUCUAAAUUUGUACUACGUUAUUUCUGUUUUUUUUUUUCAAUUAAGGUUAAUGCACUACAAUGGCUAGCGGCACCACGAAAUCAAAAAGAGAACUUUCUGGGGCUGCAAAGGGCUAUUUAAUAGCCUACAACGUUAUUGAAACAAUUGGGUGGAGUUACCUGCUGUAUCUGUUAAUUAGCUUUCACUUGUCUUCCUCAGAUGGGAGAUCUCUUUACGAAAUAAUAAAAUGGCCACUGAUUAUUUUUCAAAACGCAGCUGUUUUAGAAGUGGUACAUGCUGUGACACGUAUAGUUCCAUCGAAUCCUGUUAUUACCGGUAUGCAAGUUGCAUCAAGAGUUAUGGUAGUGUGCGGAGUGAUACUAUUAACACAAGCCGCCCGUGACAGUAUAGGUUUACAUCUAGCCCUUGGAGCCUGGGCGAUAACUGAAGUUAUACGAUAUGGAAACUAUGUACUUAAUCUUAUUGGAGGUGUACCAUACAUUGUGACAUGGCUUAGGUAUACAACAUUCAUUAUACUUUAUCCAAUAGGCGUUACUGGAGAAUUGUUAUGCAUUUAUGCUGCCCAAAAAGAAGUUGCUAAAACCAAACUGCUUACCAUAGAAAUGCCAAAUACAGUAAAUUUUAUUUUUAACUAUCAAUUUAUCCUUAUAGGUGUGAUGUUGCUCUACAUUCCACUUUUCCCACAACUGUAUUUGCAUAUGUGGACUUUGCGAAGAAAAGUCCUUGGUGGUGGCUCACAACCGAAAAAAGUGAAGUAACUAGUUGUUUGCCAUUUACUAUUUAAAUAUAUCAUUGAAGAGGUUUACAAUCUUAGGUUAGUAAAGAAAAUACAACUUGAUACACGUGACACCAAUUUGUUGUUCAUGCAAUUUUUAGUUCAUAUCAGUUUUAUUCCAUGUGGUGUUAUUGCCCACUGAGUUUUAAUGUGCAAUAAUAUUGAAAUAUAAAACAUUGUAACUUUUUUUUGGUUAAAAUAAAAAAAAUCUCAGAAACUUGCAGGUACAUAAACAAUUAUAUAAUAUAAAAAUCAGCUUAAGUUCAAAGUUAGGUUUCAUACUCGUUCGGGAAUAGCGUUUGCUUUACGGUAGUUUAAAAGUUUAACAUUAAUGAAAAGAACAUGUUGUAUUUUGUGGGUUAUUUAUAUGUAGUAUUUUGAACAAGGUUUUCAUUAAAAAGUUGUUACUUAA